Haemorhous mexicanus (house finch) is the source of this 3014-nucleotide messenger RNA. RefSeq names its product zinc finger protein 239-like. Bases 1630 to 2592 code for a protein of 320 amino acids. The transcript is spliced from 2 exons. The record is from RefSeq and is a predicted model, not a curated record. NCBI's taxonomy places the organism in Eukaryota, Metazoa, Chordata, Aves, Passeriformes, Fringillidae.
CCCUGGAAACCAGGGAUAGAAAUGACCUGGAUCAGCUUGCAAGUUUUGAGGCUAAGACCCUGCUGAAAAACAUCCCUCUCCAAAUUUCUUUUCUCUUCCUCCUCUUUUCCAUCAUCCUUUGUCAUUGAUUCCUCCUGCUGCUUCUUGCCUUAACCAUAUUCCCGCACAUUCCCCUUCACCCAAUCCCUUCCCAGCACAUCAAGACCAUCCAUCCCCUGUUGUCCAAAUCCCUUCUCCACUUCCCUUAUUGCCCCGGUGACUGUCCAUGUCCUUAAUUACCUCUGGGGGAAUGUGCAAACUUCCUUAACAUUCUCCCAAGGGGCCCUUCAGUGAUAUUUUGGGAUCAUCAUCCCUUUGGCCAGGACCUCUUCCUGGCUUUCCCUUUUCUACCCUCCAUGGGUGCCCUGCCGUGUUCACUCUCCAAAGAUCCCAGUGCACUCACUGGUGAGAUUUUCAGAGCUCUCUCCCUGCUGACUCUUCAGAGCCCCCCCUGAUUUGUCACUCAUCUGUCUCCUGGUCACUUUCGGGUACCCAAUCAAUCCCCAGUGCCGCCGCCACCCAAGGGAGCCCAUCCCCCAAACUGGGUGGUCUCUCCAAUUGUUGGAGGAUGCAGCCUCCUGUUCACACUGAUUUUCCCGGCCACAUCUCCCUUUCCCUUUCCCCAUUGGCUGAUGUACUUGACAGGUACACACAUCCCAGUCCACCUUCUACAUAGGUCCUUAAUAUGCUCCCUACUUUUGUGUAGCAAACUAUAUUCAUGGCUCUGUGGAGUCUUUUUUCUUCUCGAAGUUCAUGAAUUCAGCAGGACCUUGGCUGAGCAGCAGUCAGUGUCAUCAAUUAAUACAUUUUCUGAAACUGAUUGCUUCUCCUGUUGCUUCUUUGUUUUCAAGUCCCUGGCCUUAUCUUCAAUCUCAUUCACAGCAUCUGUGUGUAAAGACACUUUCCUCUUGUUCUUUUCAUGGGAGUCCCCCAUUUGUGGGCCAUCCCCCCUGGAGCAGGGUGUCCCACUUUGCUGCAGCCCCACUCCUCAGGUGGCGCUCAGCCAAUUGGAGCAUGCGGCAUUGAUGACUGAGCAGUUGCCAGGCAGACCCGCAGCUCCCAGUGUUCCCCACCUGCACUCCCCCCCUUGGCCCCAGCCCUCCCUGCGAGGGGAAUUUGGGGAGGUGGGAGAGGGGCAGCGCCAAGGCCGGGCCCCCCCACUCUGUCCUGGCGGGAGCAGCUGCAGUGGGGACCGAGUGCGGGCGGAAGCGGCCGAGAGCCCAGCGCUGCCCCAGCCCGACCUGCCCCAGCUCCAUCCCUGCCCCUGCGGUGGGAUGCUGUGGGUUUGGGGGAAGAGGGAGCUGGCAGUGAGUACUGGGCCUGGGGCAGGAGGAGAAGGGAAGGAGAAGCAGGGUUGAGGAACAAAAUGGUCAAACGCUGCACGUGGGAGGAGGAGGUGGGAUUGUGCAGGAGAAGGUGGAAUAGCAGGAGGAACAGGAGUGUGAGGAAGAGCAGGAACACAGGAGGAGGAGGAGCAGAAACAGGAAGCAUCACAAGGUUCCACUUCUCCCUGUAUCUGCAGCCUCCCUCCAGCCCCAGGAGCGUUGCCCUACACCAUAUGCAACAGUUGACAGGGAAGAGGGAUCCACAAUGUUCUCAGAGGAUUCUUCGGUCCCAGGGUGUGACUGGAUGGAGGAGGAGGAAAAGCCCCGGAGAUCCUGCACAAGGAGUGGCUGCAAACCCAGCCCAGAAAGCUGCAGGGAGGAAAGAGCCCCCCUGAUCCCGGAAGGCAGCUGGAGAUCCAGCCAGAGCUCAGAGCUGGUGGAGAAGCCUCAUGGUGGGGAGAAGCCGCACAAGUGCUUGGAAUGUGCGAAGGGUUUCAGCCAGAGCUUGAAACUGAUCCAGCACCAGGUGAUCCAGCACCAUGUGAUCCACACUGGGAAACGGCGGUAUGAGUGUGAGGAGUGUGGGAAGCGUUUCAGCCACAGCUCCAGUCUGAGCCGGCACCAGAGGAUCCACAGUGGAGAAAAGCGCUACUGGUGUGGGAAAUGUGGGAAGAGCUUCAGAGACAGCUCUGACCUGAUCCGGCACCAGGUGAUCCACACGGGGGAGCGACCCUACACCUGCUUUGAAUGUGGGAAGAGCUAUGGGUGGAGCUCUGCCCUGACAAAACACCAGCUCACCCACACUGGGGAGAAAUCCUACAAGUAUCCUGAGAGUGGGAUGAGGUUUCCAAGGAGCUCCGAUCUCCUCAGACAUGAGCGGAAUCACACAGAGGAGAGGCCUUUCCGCUGCCCCGACUGCGGGAAGGGCUUCAAGCAAAACUCCGCCCUCACCAUCCACCGGCGCAUCCACACUGGGGAGAAGCCCUACGAGUGUCCCCAGUGUGGGAAGAGGUUUCACAUCAGCUCCAGUCUCCUUGUACAUGAGCGGAUUCACACCGAGGAGAGGCCCUUCCGCUGCCCCGACUGUGGGAAGGGCUUCAAGCACAACUCCACCCUCACCACCCACCGGCGCAUCCACACCGGGGAGAGGCCCUACGAGUGUGGGGAGUGUGGGAAGAGCUUCUCCAAGAGCUCUCACUUGACCCAACACCAACGGAGGCACCACUAAGGGAAGCCCUGUGAGUGCCCCGAGUGCGGGAAGAGCUGUGCUGAUCCAGCUCCAUCCCCCAUGGGAGGAUCCACAUUGAAAGAUCCCCAGUGACCCCCGUUGGGCAGAGCCCUGGUGAUCUUUUAUGGGGAAUAAAAAAGAGAGUAAAACAAUGGAGCUGAUAAAGGGGCCUGAUACCUGAGCCCUGAUCGAGCAGAAUCUGUGGGAAAGACAGACACAGAUUAAGGCUCCCUGGGCAAGAAGUGACCAAGCAACAUGUUGUGAGACUUUGAUAAGAUAAUGUUACCAGGUGAUGUGAUGUCAUGAAGAAUCUGUAACCAAUGGGAAAUUGUUACCAGAAAUAGAACCCUAUAUAAGCACCAUAGAAGUCAAGCCCUAUAUAAACCCCUGGUGUACUCAAUAAAAUUGGCUUCUGAUCUAAA